AGGGAAAAACGUCUUUAAUUAUGGCUCUUUGCAAUCCAGGAAUCGAGAAUAGCUUUAAUUACGUUGGUCCCGCUCGAAAAAGCGGGUCAGCCUUGGAAUGCUGGCCUGUUGCAAAACCGAACCGAUGGCAUCGUGGGAUGGCAUUUUGACCACAAUCUAGAACAGUCUCCGGGCGCCUCACUUCUUCAGCCGCUUCCGCAUUCUUUCCAAUCUCCGCUGGAAAUCCUGGUCUGGCGGCUGCUUUACUGGAACUCAACUCCCGCGGAUGAGGACCUUCUUCCCACGCCCCCCCCCCGUUCCUUCCGCACGGAGGAGGCGCCUGAUAGCAACCCAGAACCCCACGUGCGGGGCGCUGGGGGCGGAACCUCCCCUUUCGGUUUGGGGUAGGGAAGCGCUCCCGCUCCGCCUCCAGCUCCACCCGCGCAAGGCCGAGUGACUUUCGAGCCCGGCGCGGAGCAUCGGGCAUAUUUCUCGUCGUAGCUUCCCAGUGGCGGCUUAAGCGCGAUGCCUAGGCGGCUCUCCGGUGCCGGACCGCGGCAUCAGAUGCCGCCCGCCGCUUGCCUCAUCCGGGCGGUCGCCUGCUUGCUGUUGGUGCAGGUCCCCGGCGCGCAGAGCCUCGGCCUCUACUCGCCCGGUGACCUGCUGGUGCAGCUGGAGACCAGGACGCUGGAACGUCGCAUCUUCAACUCCACUGGCGCCUGGGUGGUCGAGUUUUACGCCUCCUGGUGCGGCCACUGCAAAGCCUUCGCCCCGGUUUGGAAAGGGCUGGCCAACGACGUGAAAGACUGGAGACCUGCUGUGAUGCUGGGAGCUAUAGAUUGUGCUGAUUUUUCCAAUAAGAACGCCUGUUAUAAAUUUGGAAUAAAGAGCUAUCCCACUGUGAAGUUUUUCAAGAGGUUCUCCCAGAAACCUGAGGAUGGCAUAAAAUUCAACAAUAAUGAAAAAAACAUUGAAUCUCUAAGAGGGACCAUAAUCACUUUAAUGGAGAGUCAUGAAGAUACGUGGCCUUCUGCCAGCCCACCUCUGCGGCCAACAAGUGUGACGGAACUUCGUGAUUUCUUUCUGGUAAACAACGUGACUUAUUUGGCCCUGAUAUUUGAUGAGGACAACUCCUUUUUGGGCAGAGAGGUAGCACUGGAUAUGCUUCAAUAUGAAAAUAUUGCAGUAAGGCGAGUCCUACAGAGCAAUGAAGAGCUAGUGAAGCAGUUCAACAUCACUACCUUUCCAUCUGGCCUCCUUGUGACCAAUAAUGGUUCUUGCAGAAGCAUCCCUGGGCAUGCGGAUUGGAGAUCCCAGUAUACUAAUUUUCUGCGGAACUUAUCUGGAGUCUUUAGACGAGAUAUUUUCAUACCAACGGUGUCCCCCACUGCACAGUCAACAAUGACUUUUACAAUUUGGAAGAUGGCAGACCAGAAAAAGAUAUACAUGGCUGAUGUAGAAUCUGCAGUACUUUAUACCCUAAGGACAGAGGCUGCAGUAUUCUCCAACCUUGAGGGAGAGCAACUCUCCACUUUGAAGGACUUUGUGUCUGUUUUGGUCCAGCAUUUUGCUGGGCGGUUAGUAGUCAAGAAUUACCUUUACAACCUGGAUUUGUGGCUGAGACCAAAGACAAACAUUUCACGGAGUGAAUGGGAGGACGCUCUAAGGAACAAAAAGGAGUUUCCAAAUGUCACGUUACCUGAGCAACCUCACUGGAUAGGAUGUCAAGGAAGCAAAUCUACUUUCCGGGGUUUUCCAUGUGGACUCUGGACUCUCUUCCAUCACCUGACUGUUCAAGCAGCAUGUCAAAAACAGCCUACUUCCUCGGGUACACCUGGAGUUCUUCCUACAAUGAGAAGAUACAUCCGUAAUUUCUUUGCCUGCAGGAUGUGUGCAGAACACUUUGAAGCGAUGGCAGCUGAGUCUAUGCAUGAAGUGAAGAACAGGGAUCAGGCUAUCCUGUGGCUUUGGUCAAGGCAUAACAGAGUCAACGCUCGCUUGGCAGGUACAGAAAGUGAAGAUCCCAAAUUUCCCAAGAUCCAGUGGCCUCCCAAAAGCUUGUGUCCUUCAUGUCAUUACAUCUCAACUGAUGGAAAAAAGUUUUUGUGGAAUGAGAAUCGAGUCUUGAUGUUUCUCAAAUGGCAUUUUUCUGAAAAAAACAUUUACAUGGAUUCUCCCCUAGAGCAUCAAAGAAGAAAUGGUCGAGAUGUUGCUCAACAAAAUCAUGAAGAUGAACGGAAGCUGGAAGGGGGAGGAAGAGGAGAAGAGAAUGACCAAGGCAAUCAAAAGGAGUCAGAUGAAGAGAAGAAGGCAGAGCAGCUAGAGGCAGGGAAAGUGGAAAAGAAGAAAUAUGAUUUGGGAAAACCUGGUUCUCCAGAGUGGCAUAAACCAAGCAUUGUCAAGAUGAGCACAAAGGCAAAAGGAAUGGUGGAGGAUAUUGUUGAUCUUGAUACAUUUAGUGAGCAGCAUUUUAAGAGCAAAGCCUUGAAGAUGGCAAGACAGGUUAGCGACAGAGAGAGGCGGACUAAGAGGGACACUCGGCUAUUCCUGAUGGAGAAUGAGGGCCACCGCUCACUUGAUUAUAUUAGAGAGUCCCUGAGGCACAAGAACUUGGGAGCCAAACAGUUCUCUGGCAUCCAAGUGGAAAAAGAGAAUACUUUGAGGGGAAACCAGUGGAUCUAUAUUCUGGGAAUGGGUUUCUCCCGGUUGGAUGUCAGCUUGUGUGUAGUCUUGUAUUUGCUUUCUUCUGUCUGCCUGUUGGGCAUGUACACCUUCUUCCGCAUGCGCAUGGGUUACCGCAAGGCCCGGUUAGGCUACUCAUUGACAUGAAAUUGAAGCAGAGGUACAGCAGCCAUUAGGUAAUGGAAGGGGCAUGUGCAUAUCAGUUUUAUGUGGUGAUCUUUCACUAAACUAACAAUUCCUGUACUGAAUAUACACAGAUGAAAAAAAAAUACACAGAUAAUAUAUUGGUUAUGAAGGAUGCAAAUCAGUAGAAUAGUAGUGGACCUCCUAAAACGUAUAGAAAUUGCUACUUCUAUAUUUGAAAGAGUACCUAGUGAACAGACUGGUCUGUUUUGUCACAGUUGCUAGAUCAUUUAUAUAUAUUUGUGAUUCUGUACCAGAAUAAAAUAGGUGAGUGUAGUGACAAAAGGGGCAUGGAAUCAUAUUUCAGAGCACACGGUGACAGGCUGAUUUUCUGAGAAGUCAGGGGCUCUUUAUUGUUUUGGUUUGUGGUGGUGGGAGAGGAUUAAUAAACAGAAAAGAUUCAGAUCUCAUUAGAUAAAUGUAGUACGAUCCUCUUUUAAACAGUCAGAACGUAACACAAAAACUGUUGCUGUUUUAAGAGAAAAAAAAGCACGAGAAGUUUAGGACCAGCAACAAAGUUGUAUUUCUGAAAUCUUUGUGCCUUGUGUCUUGAGGUAUGUCCAAGCCCUGUAACAUGGUAAAGAAAUGUUAUGGUCUAGGUAUACAAGCAGCCUAAAAUACUGUGCUGGAAGAUCUCUUGAACACUUUUAAUCUGUUUUCCAAAGCUUCUGUGCCACUAUAAAAUUACCCCUUAGUAAAGCCAGAUAUAUGGCGUUGUUUGCAAAAAGAAUUAAGUUCUCCCUUCCAUACCCAUCUAAAAUAUAAAGCUUGGUUUGGGAACUUGAAUAAUUUAAUCCAAUCUUAGAUAGCUGGGAUCUAUAAUGCUGGUAUCAGUUAGUUGAAAUGACCAGUAUUUCUCUCUCUUUUUUUUUCAAAUAAUCUUACUAAGAAUUACAAGUAGGAAAAAUAAAAACUAAUAACAAACUAUGAAAAAUAGAAAAAUAGAAAAAAAUACAAAAAAGAAAGAAAGGAAAAACAAGUAAUACUCCCCUUCACCCUGGCAAAUAAAUACAUUUUCAGUAAUUUAGUACUAUCUCUCUCUAUACACUCACAACUCAUUUAUUCACUAGAAAACAAAAUUCAAAGCUUUGCCAUUUGUUCUUUGUCAGCAAAAGUCCAGUAAAGGAAACCAGAUAUAACUAAUUUUCUGUUUUAUCCUUGAUUGAAUAAGACAACACUGAAUUUUUAACAACCUUAAGUUUUAAACCCUUUAAAUAUAGUCCCAGACUUUAAUAGGUCUCUUUUGUAAGUCCAGUAAGGAAAAAGUUAUUUUUAUGGUUUAAUUGUACAUCAUUUGGCAGUGAAAUAUCCAUCAGUUUCAUUUGCAUAUUCAGUAUAUCUUUAUAUUUUCUGCUUGACACAGUUAAGUCUAAUUUCAUACUUAUCCAUUAUAGCUUAUUCUUUUUGUCUAACUUCAUUGUCCCAUGUUCCAUCAUAUCAAAUAGCUUUGAAGACCAAUAUUCAAAAACAUACAUUAAGGCUUGUUGCUCCAUUAUUUAUUUCUUUGUUAACAAAAUUAAUGUAUUAUCCUCUAGCUUCCUCUGGUGCCAAACCUUCAAGGUCCCAUUAUCAUGUUUCCUCUUUAAAAAGCCCAAACAAUCACCAAUUCCCGCAAGAAGAAUUCUUCUAAUUAAUUCAAAAUUAUAAUUCCAGGGCUAUCUGGACUUUUAAUCCUUGUUACCAUUCCAAAAUCAUAUUCUAUAUACCUUUUUGCUGUUUAAUUCAAAAGUUAAUAUUUUUCUAGAGCCUUUAAAAUGACAUUUAAAGCAUCUUUCUCCAAGAAGGUAACUCACUCAAUGAAUACAGCAAAUAUUUUCAGGACAAUAAAAGAAAUAAUUCAAAAAGUGAUUAAGAAAUGAGGGCCAGGCAGGCUUUAUGUCUUUAAAAGGCUACUCUACAAGUAUGAGCUUGAUAGUUCAGUAUCCCUCCACUCUAGCCACUCAACACAUAAGCUGACCACAAAACAACCAUUCCGUGAUCUACUCACAAGGAGGAGCUAUCUGGAGUCACAUGGGUUAUCUCAACAAUCUCUCCUUCCUCCGGAGAGAUUUUGCUGGUCAUUCAGCAACAAAUUUCCUUGUACACCUGGUCCUUCUGCCAACAGAAUGUUUCUCAAUCUCAGGAACUUGCUGUCUAGACUUCAACUCCCAGAAUUCACUAACCAGCUUGCUGAGGUUGAGAAACACAGUAGUAUUUCAAAUGAUAUGAACUCUCAUUAGACCAGUGAUUCUCAACCUUUCUAAUGCCGUGACUCCAUAAUACAGUUCCUCAUGUUGUGGUGACCCCCAAGUGGGUGUGGCCACCAAUAAGAGGGAGUAGGACAGCUAGGGAAAAGGGAAAAAAAUGGCAGACAGCAUGCUUUGGUGACCCCCGUGAAAUGGUCAUUCGACCCCAAAUGGGGUCCCGACCCACAGGUUGAGAACCACUGCAUUAGACGGUAGUAUUUCAAAUGAUAUGAACUCUGAUAUCAUUUAAUGCUGUAGAAUAUUUAAGGCUUCCCUUGGUACAAUGGCCUUUCUAACAAUUAUGUGCCAUAUGAUUAUGUGUCUAAGGUAAUAGUAUGGUUAAAAUAGAGAAAUGAAGGGUCAGUAAAAUUACUACUCCCAAUUAAAAUGUUGCGGUCUGUGGGUCAAAGACUUAACUAAAUGUUUACUAUGAAUCAUAUUUGCACUAAAUGAGAAACAUUAGACUUUCACAGGUAGCAUAUAGUUCAGACCAGCCUGGUUCCAUAUUGUAGAAAAAAAUUUCUGAGAGUUUUGAAAUACCGUUUUUUGAUAGAACAAGAUAUUUCUUUAAUUGCAAAUUGCCAUUGCAUUCUCUUAUGGUUGUUUACAGGUGACAGUAAGCACCGGAAUUAUAUUUUGUUUGUUUAAUAGUUGUAUGGGUAGUCAAGGUAAGAUGUACUCUAUACUCUAUAUAAUUCAAAUUAUAUAAAUGUCUUUCAUACACUCUGUGGUAAAAAUGAUGCUACCAUUGCCUUGUUUCUUGUCUGUUAACAUAAUUGUAGUCUCGGCUAUUAAUUUAUUCAAGGGACAGUAGAUUUGAAAGACUAUUCUAAAAACCUGUUAAUUCUUCUUCGCUAUCAUCUGUUUAAGAGGUUAUAAUUCGGUGUGCUUUUUAGUCAGAUUUUAAUAGCUAGGGUAGGAAUUAAUUCUUCUACUCUCAUGGAACAUAGGAACAUACCAGAACUACUCUCAAAAACUAUGUAUUGCCUCAAAAAUUAAUUUCAGAGUUCCUCAAGUCCUAAUAUAGUUGGUACUAUUUGUACAUGUAUGAGAGUAUGUGUGCUUGGACAAGGAUGGGGAAUUUAAAUGAUUUACCAAAUGCAAAGGAUUAAUACAAAUAAUAGAAGUAUUCCUAAUAACUCUAUGUAUUCCUUCUUUUCCCCUUACGAGCAAAACUGAGAACAGUUCCCUUCCAUUCACACAGUAUAUGGUGAUGGAGACUAUUAGAAGCCAGAAUGUAUUCUGUUGAUCAGAUCUAUCCUAUAAACGGCCACUUGAUUAUCCUAUAGUGACAAUAAUGAUGUCUUCUUCAUUCCUUAUAAUGUAAAAUGCAGAUGAAGAUCAAAACUAAAAACCAAAAUCACAGAGUAGGCCAAUAAGAUUAAAUAGUAUGUCCUUCUUGAUCAGAUAUAUCUCUGACUCCAACUAAAUAAGAAGGAACAUAGUAUUGAAUGAGGUUUGCUGGUCACAUUCUGCUUCAUAACAAAUGUGGUUGAGACUGGGAUGGAGGAUGGGGAAUUACCAAGUCACAUAUUUGUGCCACAGACUUGACUGCCCAAUAAAUAAGUGUUAUAAGUAUAGUCUACACUGAAGUUGCUAAUUACAUGAUCUUCACAAAUAUGCCUUGUGUUCCCAGAAUUUCUAUGGCAGUCUACCUCAAAAGGUCAUUGUAGAGAUAAAUUGUCCUUAACCAUCUUGCCAUAUGAUAUAACAAUACAUUUAUCUAUUAGAUUUUUCUCUUUUAUCAUAAUGCUGGUUGCCUUGUAAUGGAACACUGAAGGAGCCACUUUAAACAGGAAAGAAGACUUUUCGGUUAGCUUUUAGUUCUUCAGAGCCAUGUGAGGCUGGUUUAUGGGUCUAGGACAACUCAGCAUGGCCAAUUCGCCACAGUUGUGGCCAAGUCACUCCGGGACAGCUCACCACAGGACAAGAGUUACACUAAUAUCAAAGAAAUGGUGGAAUAGAAUCGUUAAAGAAAGGAUGUAAAAGGAGGGACACAAUGAAAUGCGAAUGAUAAAAAUUAAGACAUUUUAAAAAUUAUUUUAAAUACUUGAAUUGUUGAAUUAUCUCACAGCGCGUUGCCCCCUGGUGAGUUGGCCGUGCCAAGUUGUCCCAUUCCACUGGUUUACUGCAUUUUCUUUGUAUUCCACCAUGCUGUGUGGAAACGGUCCAAAAAGCCUCUACCCAAAUUAUUUGACCUAGUGGAAUAAAUUUAUUUUUGCUAAUAAAUAAAUGUGCGUACGUA
Molecule: messenger RNA, 7314 nt
Organism: Crotalus tigris (Tiger rattlesnake)
Lineage: Eukaryota; Metazoa; Chordata; Lepidosauria; Squamata; Viperidae
Gene: QSOX1
Product: quiescin sulfhydryl oxidase 1
Exons: 12
Coding region: 505-2808 (767 amino acids)
Biological process (GO): protein folding
Cellular component (GO): Golgi membrane
Molecular function (GO): flavin-dependent sulfhydryl oxidase activity; protein disulfide isomerase activity
Source: RefSeq, a predicted model, not a curated record